ACCGACAACACUGUCUGAAUGGAUGUUUAAAAAACAUCGGGCUUUUAUGGUUUUUAGGAGAAUUUUGCCGUUGAAAUGUCUGUGGCGAAGGUUUGAUCAAAGUGCAGAAAUCAAUAGCUGCAUCGGGGAAACUAAAUAAAUGAUUUGUGAGAGCUGAGCGAACGGGAAUCGUCCUUCCGAUUCGACUUUAGGAAUAAAGAUGGCGACGGAAACAGGCACCUCCUACUAUUAUCAGGGAGGUGCCUCGAAGGACUGGUAUCAUGAACUGGGCCAGCGGUACGGCUUCGAGCCCAACCUCUCGGAGGCGGGGCUUCAGCAACGCCUUGAGGAAAUGCGGGAAAACCUCAAAAAGGAAAUUCGAAAGGAAAUGAAAAUUAAGGAGGGUGCAGAAAAGUUACGUGAAGUGUCAACAGACAAGAAAAGCUUGUCGAAUGUGAGCAGUAUUGUGAAAAAAGCGAACAAUAAGUUGCAGGAAUUGCAGCGUGAAUUACAAGAGUUGAACGCUUACCUGUUGGUGUCAAACAGUGGCGAUUUACGGAGAGACUCAUUACAAGAACCGAUUGUCUCCCCUGAGAAAGAUGGCCAGCAGAUGGAUGCAACCCUUAGCCUCAGACUACAGUCAUUACAAAAACAGUUAGAUAUAGAAAAUAAGGUUAAACAAGGGGCAGAGAACAUGAUAGCAAUGUACAGCGCUGGGCCUUCCAGGGACAAAAAACUUCUAGCAGAGGCUCAGCAGAUGUUGAUCGAUGCCAAAACCAAAAUAGAGGUGAUCAGAAUGAAGAUUUUAGCUGCCACACAGGGUUCUGACCCCGCAGAGGGAGAUGACAGUGUCCCAGCUUCAAACUGUGACGUAUUGUCUCCCUUGGAGUUGCGGAUAGAAGAGUUGCGACACCACAUUCGUAUUGAAGCAGCUGUGAUAGAGGGCGCUAAGAACGCCAUUAAACUACUCCAGAACACAAAGUCACAAGACAAGAAAGCCUUACAGGAGGCUCACUCGAGUUUGUCAGACUCGGUACAGCGGCUAGAACUGUUGAGAAUCUCAUUGGAGAAGAGAAUGCAAGACCUCUCACCUGAUAACUCCAAAAUUCAGCAACUGAAGGAGGAGCUAGACGCCUCAAGCCCAUCGAGUUACGCCAAGCUGAACAGCGCUUCACGACCCCCCAGCAAGAACUCGACCCUCACAAAACCUGCCGCACUCACGGGCAAGCUGCAGAUAAGAUUAAUGGGAUGUCAAGAGUUACUUGAGGAGAUCCCCACACGCUCCCGUAGAGAGCACUUGCAGGCACUACUCUCUAGUCCUGGAGAGAGUAAGAGUUUGCUGCGCGGGAGCAAGACAUUCUCCGGCAGCAGGAGCAGCCGAACCUACAACGUGAAGGAAGACUGUUCUACAUCCACUCCAGUAACAAGCCACGAGAUCAUGGCUGUGGUGAAGUUGGAUCAUCAGCAAGUCCUACAGACUCCAUGGAAGUCAUGCAGUCAGCAGUGUUGGGACCACAGGGCCAGUAUAGACCUGGACAGGUCACGAGAGCUUGAUAUUGCCGUGUACUGGCGAGACUGGAGACAGAUGUGCGCCAUCAAAUUUUUCCGCCUGGAAGACUUCCUUGAUAACCGUCGCCAUGGGAUGGCCAUCCAUCUAGAACCUCAGGGGAUUCUCUUCGCGGAGAUUACAUUCUUAAACCCAGUUAUGUCAAGAAAACCGAAACUUCAGAGACAGAAAAAAAUAUUCCCAAAACAUAAAGGACGGAAUUUCCUGCGUCCGCAGCAGAUGAAUAUAAACGUGGCCACAUGGGGUCGGCUGAUGAAGAGAUCCAUCCCACCGCAGAUGUCCGAGAGUCCGAGUGACGCCGGGGACACGCCUCCUUCCAACAUCAUGUCACCUGGUAUUUUAGCAUCAGACCGGGGUAGGCCAGUGAUGAAUAUUGACUUUGAGGCACCCACGUCGCCUGAAGUUCCGAAUUCGAUCACACACCCAAGUGAGGAGGUCAUCCAUCGUAACCAUGGGUUACAACCUGACAACAACAGAGCAUCACAGUCACAGGAGAAAGAGAUACAGGCAGCAUUAUCGUCGUUUGAUUUCUUACCCGACAACACAAUUGACCUUGACCUGGAGGUGGCUGAUCCGGUGCCGGUGCCAGUGCCAAGGCACCGCUCUCCCAGCCCACCCCCGCCAGCUCUUCCCAACUCCACUCCUCCCACACAGUCUCAAGUAUCCAGUUUAUCCAAUAGCCAUAUCCAAAUGAGCAGCUUUAGACCAAUCAGUGUGCUAGGAAGAGGUCAUUUUGGAAAGGUCAUACUCUCUCAGUACAAGAACACAGGGGAAUACUUUGCCAUAAAAGCCCUGAAAAAGGGAGACAUAAUAUCCAGAGAUGAAGUGGAGAGCUUAAUGUCAGAGAAGAGGAUAUUUGAAGUGAUCAACUCCUCCAGACAUCCCUUCCUUGUCAAUCUGUUUGCCUGUUUCCAAACAGAGGAGCACGUGUGUUUUGUGAUGGAGUACGCUUGUGGCGGAGACCUGAUGAUGCACAUCCACAACGACGUGUUCACCGAGCCGCGCAGUGUCUUCUACGCAGGCUGUGUCGUCCUCGGCUUACAGUAUCUACACGACCACAGCAUUGUCUACAGAGAUCUUAAGCUGGACAACCUACUGCUGGAUACAGAAGGCUACCUCAAGAUAGCAGACUUUGGACUGUGUAAGGAGAACAUGGGGUAUGGUGACCGCACCAGCACCUUCUGCGGCACACCGGAGUUCCUAGCCCCUGAGGUCCUAUUAGAAACAUCUUACACACGAGCCGUUGACUGGUGGGGGCUUGGUGUGCUCAUCUUUGAGAUGUUGGUGGGAGAGUCUCCAUUCCCAGGUGAUGAUGAGGAAGAAGUGUUUGACAGUAUUGUGAAUGAUGAGGUACGCUACCCUCGCUUCCUCUCCACGGAUGCUAUUUCUAUUAUGAGGCGGUUGUUACGGAAGAACCCUCAGAGGAGGCUUGGAGCCAGCGAGCGGGACGCGGGUGACGUGAAGAAACAGGACUUCUUCAGGGAUAUAAACUGGGAUGACCUGCUGAAGAGGAAGGUCAAACCACCGUUCAUACCCACUGUGCGCCACCCAGAAGACGUGAGUAACUUUGACGAGGAAUUCACGGCUGAGAAAGCCAUUCUCACCCCAGCCAAGGAACGCAAAAUUCUCACCUCAGAGGAACAAACAUUCUUUUACGACUUUGAGUACAUGGCAGAUUGGUGUUGACAGAGUUACUGGGUCCUGUCCCUGUCUACUUACUAACAGGACAACACUGCAGGUCGGGAAGAACUGUUCACUGAAGAAUUGUGUCCUGCCAGGGUUCAGUGGGAAUUUGCCCUGCACUGAGUUAUCCUGCUGGACAAAACUUGCUGUAGUUUGUUGGGAGUGGAAAAGCAGCCAGUGCCAGCCUAGCAUUUAGGUGUUGACUCUGCUAAGCAUCACAGGUAAGUCCACUGCGUGGGAGCGGAGGAGGCAGAUGGGCUGCGAGGAAACUGCAGAUUGCUCCCCAGGGAUAGCUAGCUCAGCUGAUGUAGAGGAGCCAGUCGAAAUUCAGAACAACAUCUUGAUGCGGACAAGGCUGAACGCCAUGAACUACGAAUUUUAUUACUGCAGUCAAGAAUUCAGUUUAUUAUAGUGUGCCGGAGAAAAAAAAGGAGACGUUUGGGCAGGUGCCAGCAAGUUAAACCCAUUUUCAGUACCUCAAGCUUAAAACCAGGUUGUGUGGCUUCUGAUGUAAGGAGUGAAUUUGUUGUGUGAUGCAGCUACGUGUAGCCAAGUGCAAUUACGAGAUUUUAUAGUGCUUACCCCUCUUUCCUGCUUCUACUGACACAAAUCAUGACAAUCUGCUCAAGAAAGCUGGGGCUGGAGCUCUAAGAUACAGUCGGACAGGCAGAGAUUUGCAUGCUGUAAUCGAAUGCCAACCCAUUCUGUUCAGCUCUAUGAUUGAAAGUCAUUGAACUAGGCCUAAAGACUUGCUCAGUAGUGGAGUUGUUGACAGAGACUUGGGAAGCUCACAUGGGAAACUCACCUGGGAAGCUCACCUGGGAAGCUGUUUCUAUUCCAGUGUUCCUAAUGUCUAGGGUUAUGAAGUGGUGGGCUGCAUCAGACAGUAACAUUUCUCAACCCCCCACCCCCCACCCCCCACCCAACCAUAGGUGGACUCGGCUUAAUACAGCUCUUUGGUUGUGUGUAUACAAAUAUAUAUGUUGUAAUAAUAGUCAAGUG
Molecule: messenger RNA, 4231 nt
Organism: Liolophura sinensis
Lineage: Eukaryota; Metazoa; Mollusca; Polyplacophora; Chitonida; Chitonidae
Product: serine/threonine-protein kinase N2-like
Exons: 22
Coding region: 200-3232 (1010 amino acids)
Biological process (GO): signal transduction; protein phosphorylation
Molecular function (GO): small GTPase binding; protein serine/threonine kinase activity; ATP binding
Source: RefSeq, a predicted model, not a curated record